Naegleria lovaniensis is the source of this 2193-nucleotide messenger RNA. RefSeq lists its product as uncharacterized. Bases 1 to 2193 code for a protein of 730 amino acids. The transcript is spliced from 3 exons. The record is from RefSeq and is a predicted model, not a curated record. Gene Ontology annotation, molecular function: FAD binding; fatty acid binding; acyl-CoA oxidase activity. Gene Ontology annotation, biological process: fatty acid beta-oxidation using acyl-CoA oxidase; lipid homeostasis. Lineage: Eukaryota; Heterolobosea; Eutetramitea; Acrasida; Naegleriidae. Gene Ontology annotation, cellular component: peroxisome.
AUGACGAACGAAAGUACUUUAAGAAGAAUACAAAUCGUUUCUUCUCAUCUCUUGAUUCCAACCGAUCAGAAGCAACAACAACAACAACCAUUACGGAAUGUAUGCAAUCAGGAAACAGACAGCAACAACAAGGUUCUGGAUUCCUUGAACGCAAUGCAUUUAAAUCCAUGUUCGGGAGAAUAUUCUGGCGGAAUGGAUUUACCAUCUCAUGAAAGUCUUCGUCGGUACCAUCUUCAACUCAAGAGACAAGAUAUUCCUCUUCUUCCCAACACUAAAUCUCUCAAAGAGUUGAAAGCCUUCUACGCUCGUGAUUCAAAUUCACUUUCUUCUCGCCUUUUACAAUCCAUGGAAGCCCCACUCUUUUCCAAAGGCUUUACUCAGACACGAGAAGGAGUAUGGCGUGUACUCGCUCAAGAACAGUCGUACUAUGUCGAUAAUGAAUGGUCUGUUCAUCAAUAUCGACAACAAUUGGAUAUGCAAUUUCGUGAAUUUAUGAAACACAAACUUCUCUCGACAGAAUUGAUGAAUGAGAAUAUUUAUGCCUUUCUUGGAGCAGCUGAAGCUGCAUUGAGUUAUGAUGUUUCAUUUGCUGCCAAAUUGGUGGUGAGUUUGCAAUUGUAUGGAACUUGUAUUUACCGAUUGGGAACUGAGAAACAUCGUCACUUGUUGAUGGAUUUGAAUCGUGCUCAAGACAUUGGAUGUUUCAUGAUGACUGAGAUUGCACACGGAUCGAACGUGAGAGGAAUUGAAACUACGGCAACUUUUGAUCCCAAUACGAAGGAGUUUGUCAUUCAUUCACCAACCAAGUCUUCGUACAAGUAUUGGAUUGGAAAUUCAGCAGUUUAUGGAACCAAAGCAUGUGUAUUCGCUCAAUUAAUUGUGAACAAUGAAAAUAAGGGAGUUCAUGUGUUUGUAGUUCCAAUUCGAGAUCCAUUGACUCUUGAAUUGUAUGAUGGAAUUCAAAUCAAAGAUAUUGGAGUGAAACAAGGAUGGAAUGCAGUGGACAAUGGAUGUAUUGCCUUUGAGAAGGUGAGAGUUCCAUUGGAUUCAUUGUUGAAUCGAUAUGGUGAAGUCACUCCUGAUGGAAAGUAUGUGAGUGCCAUUAAGGAUGAGGGAGCUAGAUUUGGUGUCACACUCUCUGCACUCUCGAUGGGUCGAUUGUUGUACAUUGCUGGACCAACGUUUGCAUUGAAAGCUGGAUUAACAACUGCCAUUCGUUACGCUCAUCAACGAAGACAAUUUGGAAACAAGGACAACAAGGAAAAUUUAAUUUGGGAAUAUCCCACUCAUCAUGAUUUAAUUUUACCCAUGCUCGCCAACACGUUUGCCUUCUUUUCUGGUUUUACUACUCUCUCGGAUGAUUACACAAAAAGCAUCAAAGACCAUGCUGCUGCUGAAGAUUUUCAUGCCAUUGUUUCAGGUGUGAAGGCUUACACUUGUGAAUAUGCAACACCAGCAUUACGUGAAUUAAGAGUGGCAUGUGGAGGACAUGGUUAUUCCAAUAAUAAUAGAAUUGGAAUUUUAAUGAAUGAUAUGUGUGUGUUUGGAACUGCUGAAGGUGACUCGAUUGUCUUGUAUCAACAAUUAGCCAAGUACUUGUUCGAAAAAGCCAAGAAGAAAUCUGCUUCUUCUCCAGUAUUGAAGGAAAUUUUCACAGCAGAGAACAAGAGUAAGAUUACAAAUGCAACCAGUGAUAUUUUGAAGUUGGAUGUUCAAAAGAAGGCAUUGGCAUUUCGAGUGAAGAAAUUAUUGGAAGAAUGUCAAUCUCAAAUUGGAUCUUAUUUGAAACAACAAAAAGAUUUCCAAACAGCAUGGAAUUUGAGUUUGGUCAAAAUUAUUGAACUUGCAAGAAGUUAUGUCGAAUUGGAAUUACUCUUUAGAAUUCAAGAAGGUUUAUUGAAGAAUGCAGUGGAUCAAGAAACUCGUGACAUUUUCAAAACCAUCUCUGAUAUUUAUGCUGUGAGCGUGUUGAGACAAAACCUCUCCUUCUAUUUGAUUCAUCAAUACUUUGACAUCGAAACUGCACAAGUUAUCAUGGAUAAGACUCUUCCAGCGCUUUAUCAAAAAGUGAAAUCUUUGACUUUGGACAUUGUGGAAGCUUUCAACAUUCCGGAUUUUCUGUUGAGAGCUCCAAUUGGCAUUCAUAAUCAAAAUUAUGUGGAUAAUACCUUGCAAAGCAUUGGAUUUUAUUGA